Erpetoichthys calabaricus (reedfish) is the source of this 2644-nucleotide messenger RNA. It is a transcript of the gene rtbdn, whose product is annotated as retbindin. Bases 173 to 991 code for a protein of 272 amino acids. The record is from RefSeq and is a predicted model, not a curated record. Lineage: Eukaryota; Metazoa; Chordata; Cladistia; Polypteriformes; Polypteridae. Gene Ontology annotation, molecular function: riboflavin transmembrane transporter activity; signaling receptor activity; riboflavin binding. Gene Ontology annotation, cellular component: external side of plasma membrane. The transcript has 6 exons.
CAGGUUUGGGAAAAAAUGACGCCCUUCAGUAAAGCUCGACACAUAAAAAGGGACAGAAGGCAGGUGACAGUCUCGAGGAGCGCAGUUCAUCCACAGAGUCGGCGGCUUUGGCUUCGGGACGCAAAGACCUCGCGUGGCACAGAGCGACCGGAAGGACCUUCACAGGACAAAGAUGUAUGCCAAAGGCUUAAUUUCCCUGGCGUCCUUCUGGACAGUUGCCAUGCUCCUUGGGCGGACUUCUGGAGAAGAGGUGGCCUGCCUGCAGGAUGAGAAGCAUAAGGAUGUACCAGGGCCAGAGCCAGAGCUCCAGGAAUGCCAGCUUUACUCGGGCAACGCUUGCUGCAUGUCAGAAGAGAUAGAAGAACUCGGCUUGACUUCGGGCCUCUGGGACCAGUGCAGAAGCCCUAGCCCCAGGUGCGAGGACUUUCUGAAGCGCCUCUCUUGUUUCUACUACUGUUCACCUGAUGCAGCUCUCUGGUCUCGGCAAGAUCUACAGACAGCAGAUUCAGAGAGCACCAUGGGCAGCCUGCAUCUGAUUCAAGGUGUGCCUCUCUGCCUCACCUUCUGUCAGCAAUGGUUUGAGGCAUGCCAGGAUGACUUAACAUGCACACGGACCUCCAACUGGACUCUCCAGGGACAAAACUGCAGCAUAGACUGUGUGACCUACAGACAGAUGUACAGUGGUGGUCCAGAGCUCUGUGAGACCAUGUUUGGCAGCUCCUUCAGAGCAGAGCCAGAUGACAGCUCCUGCGGCUGUCUGCAUCUCAAUGCCUCAGAUCAAGAGGUUACAGAGAAGCUACGAGUGGAGUACUCGAGCAAUGGUGAGCUUGACACUACCAAGCUUGGUGAACAGCUUAAUGAGCCAUCUUGUCGCCGGCAGAUCCGCCCAGCUUCAUCACUGGGUGAAAAAACUGCCAGCUACAGGCUGCACAGGAGAGCGGUGGCCCCCAGCUUCAUCGAAGACAUAGAAGGCAGUGGCAGUGGCUUCUAGAACAUCAACUUCAACAAGCCCUCCAGCAACCAGUCCAUGCUGUCAUCCUGAGAACAAGCAGGGGAGUGGGUGGGGGUGGCAGUUAAAUAAAGUGACUUAUAGUCACUCAGUGGCAUCCAAGUUUGUCUCUAAAUGUUAACCCUGCACUCAAGUAAGCUCUGUCACCUUCUAAAGAUCAAUAUGUUCAGAUUUUGGCAAGCCACUUGUCCCUUUAUAGUUAGUCGAGAAAUGCAUUUUAGGUUAAUGGGCUCUUCUUAGCAUGACAGCUGUACUGCACAAUUUAAAGUCUGGCAGUCUUAUUAAGAUGAUUUUUAGAUCCCUAUACAGUGUAUUUAUUCUUUAAUUAGAGCUUCAAAGAAUUCACAAAGCAAAACUAAAUUUACAUAGCACAUUUCAUAAUGAACACUACGCCAGGGCACUUUUUUUUUUUACAUGAUAUUUAUUAGUUCUUAACAUUAAAAUGCUUGCCUUUACAAACUUUAUAGAGCAAAAUCAACUUGUGCAUCAGUGGAGGAAUCUAGCAUGGUCUGUUUGGCAAUUCUGUUAUUUACUUUUUUUAAAGUACGGAUCUCAAUGGGGAAAAAAGGUUGAACCAGACUGGUGAAAUUCACUCGGGUGUUUUUUGAGUUCAUUUUACUCAUUGGCUACUUGGCACAAAUGGCAGUCCAAGACGCAAAGGUGAUGAACUGACUGUCUUGAUGAUUCAGACCGAUUUGUCAGAUACGCCCAACUGACCGAUGCCAACAUGCAAUAUUUGGAAUUCUUUAUGCAAUUUGUUUCUUAAUCCCCACUGUUUACUGCACACAUCACAGGUGAGCGCCUCAAAAUGCACAAGCACCCAUCACCAGGCCUUGGGGCUAAUGAAUGAAUUUUCUUGACGUUCUGAAAAGGUUUGUACCUUGACUGUAAAAAAUAAAUUGUUUAAUGAUUGGCUCUGUUUUGUGAUGCUCAUCUCACCGUUUCAGUCAGCAGAACACAACUUAAAUGUCACUUUAUAAUCAGCACCCAUAACUGCAUGAAAGUGACGACAAAAUGUGCUUCUCUUGGUAAAACUACAUUGUAAAUAUCAAGGCACCACUGCUACAGCCCUUCAAUGGUUUGACAUUACCUGAACGUUGAAACUGGGGCAGAAGACUUGAUGCACAGGAUUAGUAAACACGGUAUUUCCAGGGCCUUGAAGAAAAGUCCACUUUUAUUAUUAAAAGGUUGUGGCAUGAUUACCAGGCUUAGAGGUGACAGGAAAGGAUGGCCAGAACGCACGCUUUGUUAAGCUUCAAAAAACACAUAAUCUGGGCUUUAUCACUAUGGUGCUGUUGUGUCACCAUCAUGCUAUAAUAAUGCCAACCGGGAACCGACACAUUCACUGCUUUGAUCCUUAAUUACCUGCAAGCACAGGCGUCGUCUUGUUUAUCUUUCAUAGCUGAGAGACUGUUUCCCUUUUGUAAAAUGUGUAUUAUGCACUUGGUUGGAAAAAUAUCCACGCUUAUCAGAUAGCCCUGUAAAUAUAAUUAAAUGGAACGCCACUAAAUAUCCUCAUCAUGACCACAAGUGCCCACCCAAAACCAGAAUCUGCCCCGAUUGUGUGUGCCAUGAACAGCUCACACUUUAAUCAGGAUCUGAGCAAAAAGUUAAAGAAAUUGUCAAGAUUAGAAC